AAAAGUGGAAGACAAAAAACGAAUGGUUGGUAUCCUAUUCUUAUAUUUAGAUUUCUUUGUUUUCUCAUAAUAAAUCAAGAACACUGGGUAGUUAUCAUGCUAUCAAAUUUUGACAUGUGAUGCAUUUAAACUUUCACAAGUUCUUGGAGAUUUUCGUGCAUGAGUAUAGAUGUUAAAAGAACAAGUUAUAGUCUCGAAAUUAGUUAUGUAGUGACAUUUAAAAUUUACAAGCAAUCCUCCAAAAUUUACGGUUUCUGUGGUAGUGGAUGGAUGAAUACGGGUACAAUGGUAUUAACAAACAUCUCAAAAGGAGCCAGCUAAAUUCAGUAAACAAACAAGGAACGGUUUGUGUGUCACUAUCUCGACGGUUGGGAAAGGGUUUGAAACAGUUUAGAAUAUUUACAAGAAAACAUACCGUUGUACGCACCGAAUUCGGUCACAGCUUCUACGAACUCGUCAAGAAUAAGUAAAGCACAGCAUUCAAAUAUCUUUAUGUUUUAAUGAAAACAUAUUUCGGUAAAAAGACGUCUUUCUCAAAGAUGACCUCACAAUAAAAAGUGAAGAUAACGGACAGAAGAAAAUGGAAAAUUGCUACAUAGAUAUGGGAAGUUUAACUAUGAAGAGUUGACGAUAUCUCAAUAUCCAAGUGAACUCGAAAGAAAAGAAACCACAGAUGCUUAAUAUUUGAAUAGUGUAUUGAAUAUAGAUGUUAACGGCAAACCAACAGCUCAACUUUAUGACCAAAAUUCUUAAUGCACAUCAUCAAUACUACUACAAAUGCACUGUGAAUUAAGAAGGCUCUCAUUUGAAAACUAUGGAGGGAUUAGAUGGGCAAACCAUUUACCCUCCAACGAACACUAAAUUUAAAAAAAAGUACCCGGUAGCAAUACUACAGCAAGGGAGUUCGAAAUGGCUGUAAAUUUCAAUAUGAUCUAGAGUUACCCACAAAGACGGCAGAAGAGAACCUGCAAGCUUCAGUUUGGUACAUGUAUAUAUCAGACAAAUGAAAAUAGAAACUGAAAACCUCGGACUGACGGACGCACGGGACGUACAGACAUUGACCAAAAUAGCUCCCAUGUAAAGGUGAGCGUCUGAAAUUCAUCAUCAGAAUUUCAAAAUAUCCUAUAAAAUGAAAAAAACAUAAUCCUACCUUAAUUUAACCCCUUGGGUGGAGUCAUUACCACUCACUUCAACAUAUUUACCCAAGAAGGCAUGUUUUGUGCAAUUUAGCUAAUAUUGACAGUGUUUAGAGAGAAGUCGAAAAUGAUAAACUAUAAGAAGGACAGAAAGCAAACACAAAGAGUUUCCCCUUACAUAUGUGACCAUUCUGGUGUGUCGCUUCCCUCGCCCUCCAGCCUCGGCUAAUAGCGCACCAAGUUGAUCAUGGUCCUUCAAAAUAAAUUUCUGAAUUAUCACCACAUCUAUAUGAAAAUGUGAAGAUAGUGAAGAGUGACCAUAACUCCUAUACUGAAUACAAAACACUGCGAGUGAAAAUUGUGUAAUUCAUAUUCACCAAUGGUGUAAUAACCGAAAACAUCCCGGAAGCCAAUCACUUAAGGCUACUGAAUCUAGAGGUCCUUUUUAAACGUGAUAUGAAGAAGACUCUUGAGAUGAGUGGUUAAAGAUUUAUUUCGUUUCUGUCUGCACAAUCAGGAGUAAGAAUGACUGAUGUACCAGUACAACUCAUUUAUCUCUUUAAUAACCAGACCCAGAACAGAUCAAAGGGGCUAUAUGAAUGGUCUAGAGUGGAUGUUAUGGAGUUGGACCGACGCAUGGCCUCAACUCUUCUUCCAGUGGUCGUUUAUGUUGCUAUCUUAAUGGUCCUUGGCAUCAUAGGCAAUGUUGUCGUCUGUUACAUUUACAUCUUCAGGUGGAAGAGAACAACUGUAAAAUACUUUAUUGGAUCCUUGGCAGCGUACGACUUUGUCACAAGCAUAGUGUGUAUGCCUAUAGAAAUAGUGAUGCUUCGAAAUCCUGUGACCCUAAAUGACCCACAUCUUUGUAAGUUCCUACGGUUUAUUCGCUCUAUGACGUCAUUAGGAGCAGGAUUCAUGUUGGUAGUUAUCGCUGUAGACCGAUAUCUGCGGAUCUGCAAGUUAUCCAAACCUCAAAUUCAAGUCCCCUUAGCAAAGAAAUUGUGUGUAAUGACUGGAGGAAUUGGAUUACUGUUUUCCUGGCCAUGUCUUAUAUUGUUCGGGCAGUUCAACAGAAGUAGAUCCCCGAUUGCGGAGACAUCGUGUUCGGUCGACACAACAUUGAAUGACACGCCCUAUCCAGCCGUCUACUAUAGCGUCGUGUCCGUGCUCUUUUUCGUUAUUUCAUUGUGCCUUCUGACUUUCUACUCCUUAAUAUUGACCAGACUGUGUAAAAUGCCAGUUCUCACGAAAGGUAAGGCAAUGAAUUCUAGGAAUGAGACACAUACUACCUAUAUUAUCUCCUCCUCCUCCUCUUCAGAAGGUUUUCCCGACAAUUCCAGAAAACUCAACACAAAACUACCUGAAGAUGGUUCCAAAAGCAAAAUGACUCCUACAUCUUCCAGUAAUGAGAUAUCUCUUCGUAGAAUAUCCUCCCUAUUUGAUGGAAAACUUUUCGGAAUUUCUCCAAACAGACAGUCUUCCGUUCCAAUUCAAGUCAAAAGAACAAGUUCUGUAAUGUUUUUAAUCACUCUCAUCCAGUGGCUUAGUUUUUUGCCGUAUUUUGCACUUCUUUUCGUUACGUCAUUCAACAAGGAUUUUCUGCAGACUUUAACAGAAGUUGAUCAAGUAUUUUACAACAUUGGAAUACUGUCUCACUUCCUUAGUAGUGGAAUUAAUCCUUACAUGUAUGGAUUUUUCGGUAGGGAUUUUAGAAAAGAGUGCAAAAAAGUCAUUAUGUCAAUCAAAUUGUAAGAGGGAAUAAUAGACUUGUGUAUAUUUAUCUUUCAGAAACAAUGACAGAGGGUACAUGGCACAACGGUAUGCCAAUAUUUGGUGCUGUCAACAAAGUGAUAGGUCAAUUAAACAGUAAUAUUUACAAGUAUACUUUAUGAAUAAGACAAAAGCAACCAUUCAAUGAAAUUACAUGACAAGUACACUGGAGUAUUAAAACACAUUAAAACACAUUUUAUAUACUCAUCAAAUCCAAUUGUGAAGAUGUCAAUGGAAAAGACUUAAUAAAUCUUGUACUUGCAGUAUCCUUUUCUUGUUUAGCUGAGGAGUACUAAUUAUUUCUUCAAACUGUUACAGCACACGUUCACAUCACAGGACUUGCCGUCAGGAGUUAUAUGCUGGAUCCUUGUUUACUUGUAAUACUGUUUAUCACUUCGUCGUCGAGGGCUCACUAAAUCCGCAAUCUUACAACAUUUAGAAAACACUCCGUGUUCCACUUACAACUCUUGUAAACUACAAAACACAAUGUUUUGGGAUGGGAAAAACUUAUAAGUGAAUGUAUUUGCUGUGUUAGCGGAUUUUUAAACGAAAAUAAAAGUAUUAUCAUGAUUA
Molecule: messenger RNA, 3479 nt
Organism: Ostrea edulis (European flat oyster)
Lineage: Eukaryota; Metazoa; Mollusca; Bivalvia; Ostreida; Ostreidae
Product: neuropeptide S receptor-like
Exons: 2
Coding region: 1662-2888 (408 amino acids)
Biological process (GO): neuropeptide signaling pathway
Cellular component (GO): membrane
Molecular function (GO): neuropeptide receptor activity
Source: RefSeq, a predicted model, not a curated record